GACACACACACAUAUAUACACGCACACUAAAUUUGCUACAACUUUUUAACAUUUUUUUAUGUUUUCUAUUGAUUGGUUUGUAUUGAUAAAGGGUCAAUAUGAGCAAAAUAGAGCUGGCUGUGAAGAAAAAACACUCGUUGCAUACGAAGCGCAUGUUGGAGGCCACUUAUUUUGAUUUGUCUUUGGUGCGACAAAAUAUAAUUGAGAAUGUGCUGUGUGUGCUAAGGGACGCAAUGGAGCGUGUAAGGAUCACGUUGAUAUUGCCGCAGAUACUGAAGGAUCCAGACUACAUGACCAAAGUCUUAACUGGCACCAAGUACCAGGAUGUGCUGCCGCUUGUGGAUGAUUUUAUGCGUAGACUGACUUUUAUUUUAAAGGAAAAGCGCUCGCCUCUAAUGGAUCAUGCGAUGGUACAGAUAAUGGAUUACUUUCAGCGCCAUUAUCAUAUGUACGAGCUGUUUCCCGGAUAUCUAAACAGUCUUGGACCGCAAGAAAGAAAAUUACAUUACGCAUACGAGCGACUUAUUGACAUUUCACGCUAUCGCCUGCAAAAGGAUGCCAAGCAGCAAGUCGAGUCCGAGUGCCACAUUGUGAGCAUGAUGAAGGAAAAUAAAGAGCUAAAGGCCGAUAUAGCUGAGAUGCAGGCUAAGCUCGAUAAGCGCACAGCGCAUCGAUUAAAAAAGGAGGCAGUGGUGAAAGCAGUUUUGACAAAUAUUCAAGAUGAGGUGAACACCAAGCGCGAGAAAUUCGAAGCGGUUUUUCAAAAUGAAAGCGCAAAAUGCCAGCGCACGACCAGAGUUAGUCAGCGAAAGCAUCUGGAUAAAAUGUAUCAUCUAGAUGAAGAGCUGGUGCAAGUGAGAGGCCAAUACAGAUUGCAUGUCAGCAAACAACAUCAACGUGAAAAGGAGCUGCGCGAUGAAAUCAACAAGUUGCAGAUUCAAUUCCAGGGCGUACUCAAGAAAUACGACUAUGUAAUUGGUGAAAAACAACGUGAGAAUCUGUUGCUGUUGGACCAGUAUGACAUAGCCAAGCAGCAGCUGGAUAUAUUUAUGAUACUGUAUCGCAAGGAGGAGGCAAUUUACAAGCAGAUUGUUGUCAGGCGCGAGGAGAAACUCAAGGCUGAACGACGACAUCGCAUUAUAGUCUUCUCAAUGAAUCGCGCUGCGGCUGUUAUACAAAAAUAUUGGCGCAAGUGGCGCAAGCAUAUGGCCAAAAAAAAUCGCGGCGGUGGUAAAAGAAAAAAAUAAACAUUAACAAUUUUAUGCCAAAUGCAAUAGCUGACAAAAUAAAGACAUAUAUAUGCU
Molecule: messenger RNA, 1304 nt
Organism: Drosophila busckii
Lineage: Eukaryota; Metazoa; Arthropoda; Insecta; Diptera; Drosophilidae
Exons: 4
Coding region: 99-1247 (382 amino acids)
Source: RefSeq, a predicted model, not a curated record